AACAGCUCUCUCUCUCUCUCUCUCUCUCUCUCUCCAGUCCACAGCGGGCCAGCGGCACAGCCGAAAGCUCGUUGUGGUGAAACCUGCAGCGGAGACUUCAGUCUUUCAUGUUGAAUUGUAGGGGCGGAAAUGCUAGGGUUUGAUUUUCAUAUGAACAGGAAAGUUUCAUCAGAGCUGUUAGGUCGUUGUAUGAUCUCAUGCUUCUUCGUCAUCAUCACUCAUUUUACCCUUUCGAUGAUCCUUCGCUUUUCCGCUCCCUCAUCUCUUCUUACUCUCCUCCCACUCUCAGCUCUAGUGUUGCUUGUAGUUGCUGGGUUUGGGAGAUUCUGCAGGCGGCUUCUUGGGGUCUCUGCAUCAGCUUCAGCUUUUGUUUUCUUCAAUAUGUUGUUCAUUUGGGGAGUCUAUAUCGCAGUAGUUCGACAAGCCAUUUCACCUUUAAUGAAUAUUGUAGUCAACGGGGAACUUGUCAUGCUCCUCACUGGUUUGUGUAGUAUAAUUUCAAGUGAUCCUGGUGUGGUUAAGGAUGAGACUUCUCAUACGGACAAACUGGUUGGAGGUUCAGUUUCUGAAGUCGAAGCUCAGUGUGAGGAAUUGGAGCCUUCAGCUGGAGGCAUACUCCAUGAAGACCUGGCUGAAGAAAGUACUAUUUCAAGGGUCAGAUAUUGUAGGAGCUGCAAGGCAUACAUAAAAGGCUUCGAUCACCAUUGCCCUGCUUUUGGGAACUGUAUAGGUCAAAAGAAUCAUGUUCUCUUCAUGGUUCUUCUAGUUGGAUUUGUUAUUACUGAGACUUCUUAUGUGGUGUGCUGUUUUCAGUUUGCUACUCAGGCCCGGGUCUUUGAUAAAACAGGGUUGGAGUCUGGUUUGUCUGGCAAUUUGUCUAUUAGCACAAUGCUAUUCUCUCUUCUUCAAGUUCUAUGGCAGGUGGUGUUUCUGGCAUGGCAUAUUUAUUGUGUUUGUGUCAACAUCAAAACUGAGGAGUGGAUAAACUGGAAAAACUAUCCAGAGUUCCAACUUAGUAUUCAGCCCCAGCCAGGUAACGUAAUAUUUCACAGCACCAUUCAUGUGUGGCCCUUUAUGUACUUGUUUCAUCCCAUUCAUAAAUACCUUAUGUUUUUAUCCACCUAUUAUUCAUGCUUUGAAACUCAAAUUGGAUCAAAUCACAAUCUGACCCAUAUUCUUUUCACUUUUUUUUGGGUGAAAAUUUAUUUGGAUUAAGUUGCUGUAUCACAUUCUUACCCACUUGAAUAUAGACGAAUUACCUAAUAUAUUCUGAAAAUUAUUAAAUAUCAGAACGCUAGUUUUUUAAGGGUAUUUUAAGAAGAAAAAAUUGUUCUCUAUGCAAUGUGAAAGAGUUUAAUUAUUCUGUCUGGUCAGCAGGGCAAACCUUCACAGAGAUGAGGUUUAGAAAUCCAUACAACAAGGGUGUUCUACGCAACUUGAAAGAGUUUUUGGUAUCACAAUGAGCUUUCUUUGCAUGCUUGUUUUGAGAGCCAAUGUUUUUCAUCUCUUUGUCCAACAUGCAGUUUAAAUUUUUAUGGAGUAGGUCUCCACACGUGCCGGAGUCAAAGUGAAAUGACAAUACACAAUCUCGAAAUAGAAAUGUGUUUACUAGAAUACACGACAUUGAAAAUGUAGGUUUGUGUGCAUUUUUUUUUGUUUGGCAGCAGGGCCUUGUGCAUAGCAACAAUAACAGAAAAAAAAAAAAAAAAACCAAGCAUCGAGUCCCACUAGGUGGGGUCGGCUAUAUGAAUUCGUUUCUGUCAAUUUAUGCGAUCAUGGACUUGUGCAUAGUCAUUUUUAAAAUUGUUUUUUUUGUAAAAACGAAUUGUGUAAAUAAUGACCGUAUUAUGUAUUACUUGAGAUUUGUAAACGCUUGAUAAAUGUAAAGGGUGGACAAACUUGUGUCGUAACCUCAAAGAAUUUCCUCGAAA
Malania oleifera is the source of this 1931-nucleotide messenger RNA. RefSeq lists its product as uncharacterized. NCBI's taxonomy places the organism in Eukaryota, Viridiplantae, Streptophyta, Magnoliopsida, Santalales, Ximeniaceae. The transcript has 11 exons. Gene Ontology annotation, cellular component: Golgi apparatus; endoplasmic reticulum. Gene Ontology annotation, biological process: protein targeting to membrane; peptidyl-L-cysteine S-palmitoylation. Gene Ontology annotation, molecular function: protein-cysteine S-palmitoyltransferase activity. The record is from RefSeq and is a predicted model, not a curated record. The coding region runs from base 130 to 1215 and encodes 361 amino acids.